Molecule: messenger RNA, 1094 nt
Organism: Mytilus californianus (California mussel)
Lineage: Eukaryota; Metazoa; Mollusca; Bivalvia; Mytilida; Mytilidae
Product: ubiquitin-like protein ATG12
Exons: 4
Coding region: 37-432 (131 amino acids)
Biological process (GO): nucleophagy; autophagy of mitochondrion; autophagosome assembly
Cellular component (GO): cytoplasm; Atg12-Atg5-Atg16 complex; phagophore assembly site membrane
Source: RefSeq, a predicted model, not a curated record
CACAGUCUGCAAGCUUAACCCCCGAGAGACCCAACUAUGGCUGACAACAAUACCUCUGAGGAAAAUAAAACAGAAACUGACGAAAAACCGUCAGAAUCAUCGCCAAAUACGAAUGCCAAGACUGUUCAGAGCCCAACCAAUGAAAGCCCUACACAUUCGUCCAAAUCAAAAAUUGAUGUUCUCCUCAAGGCAGCAGGCGAUGCUCCAAUUAUGAAGAAAAAGAAAUGGUCUGUAGAUAGAAACAAGAGAGUAAGCUGGAUAUCAGAAUUUAUAAAGAAAUAUCUUAAAUUUGAACCAACAGAAUCUAUGUUUCUUUAUGUGAAUCAAUCAUUUGCUCCUGCACCAGACACAGAAGUUGGCAGUGUAUUUGAUUGUUUUGGAAGUGAUGGUAAAUUAGUACUGCACUAUUGUAAGACACAAGCCUGGGGAUGACAACUGGUUUCUGGAGAAAUUAAAACAAAAGUGCAAUAAGACAUUCCGUAUUAUUUUAUUGACAAUAUACCUUGUAUUAAAUUAAUAGCUUGAUGGGAUACUUUUAAACUGAAAGACCACCAUGUUUCAUUUUACUGAUAUCAUGUAUUAAACUGAUUUGUUGCUGAAAAAGAAGUUAGUUUAAAUAGUAUUUUUAGCAAGAAUCAAAUUCUGAUAUAUUAGAUUAAAAAAAAUAUCGAUCUUUUAGAACUUUUUGUUUUGCCCGAUUUUAUUUCUGUAAAGUUAACAUAUAUGUGUGAAAAAAAAUCUUGUUUCAUUUUGCAUUACCAGUAGUUUCAAUAUUUUUAUCACAAAAAAACAUCUGUCUGAUUUUCUAGACAUUCUGAAUAGAUUAAAGGAUUUCAUUCUACUUAUUUAAAACAUUAUUUUAAGAAUUAAACAAAAUUGACGGAUUGUUGACAGACAGUCUUGGUUAUGUACAGAUAGAAUUAUAUAAUUAACAUAAAUGAGUAAAAUAGGAUAGCAAAAUAUUAACUACAGCAGUGGGACUGCUACAUAUAUUGAAUUGUUUUUGAAUUGAUGUUUAUGUUUGUUUGAAGAAGAAUGACUGUGAUAAUUGUAUUAAUGUAAGAUGUUAUAAUAUUAAAUACAUGUAAAAGUAA